AUGAGCACUAAACAUAGUAUCUGGCCCAAAAAACAACCAAUCAAAAAGCUCACAAACCGGACAACUUCAUCAUCACCUAUAAAUGACACCCAUCCAAUUCGAAUAGCAUUUCUAGGAGGGGCCAAAACAGGGAAAACAACACUUGUCACAAACAUUGCUACUAAUAGAAUCCCAGAUACAUAUUAUCCCACCACUAGAGUGACUCCCAUCUUAUUCACCUAUCAACCUUCAGACAUCUCCACCAAAAUCCUCCUCGGACUGAAGAAAUAUAAUUCCGAGCCCAUCUCAUUUCCAACCAUGCUAUCAAUUCCAAAGAAUCCAUAUUAUAGGGCCGACAAGCACAGCGGGAAGGUAUCUCCCAUAGCGGUCGAAAUUAUCGAUACACCAGCAUAUAAUCCCCAUUCUACCGUUCCAUUCUUAGAACAAUCGAUUCAUGUUGAUCUUGGACCCGAAUAUCUCCAUAAUCUAGCCACUCAUUUCCCGAGAAAACCAGUACUGACAUGUCCAUUACUUGUAGCUAGUGGUGCUAGUGAGAUGAAUGGGGAUGUGGAUGGAUAUAUUCUAUUUUAUGAUGCUGUGCCGACAUAUUGUCCUCCGAAAUAUGGCGAGGAUAUCAUAGCGCCAGGUGAUGAUGAUACGGGAUUGGAUAGCCGGCAUUCGUUUAGUUUGUUAAAGCCGAUAUUGGAGGGGUUGGAGGAUGCAUGGAAGUCAUAUUUGGAAUAUAAAGCAGGGUGGAUAAAGGGGAAAGAAAAAGAUGUGUAUGAUUUUAAAGUCGCAUUAAAGAGUAUAUGGAAACAAGAGAAUGAGAAUUUUAAUGAGAAGGAUGUGACAAUAGGGCCACCUCCUAUUUGGAUCGUAUGUACCAAGGUGGACCAUCCUCUUGCUUCGCCUAAAUUGGUGGAGAUGGGUCAGAAAUUGAGUAGGGAAUGGAAUUGUGGAUUUUUGGCAUUGGAUUUGAAUGAAUCCGAUGUUCCUUUAGCUUUGAUAAUUAGGCAUAUUAUAGAAAGAAGGUAUAGAUAG
Hemisphaericaspora subhashii is the source of this 1020-nucleotide messenger RNA. RefSeq lists its product as uncharacterized. Bases 1 to 1020 code for a protein of 339 amino acids. The record is from RefSeq and is a predicted model, not a curated record. The transcript has a single exon. Lineage: Eukaryota; Fungi; Ascomycota; Pichiomycetes; Serinales; Debaryomycetaceae.